Ailuropoda melanoleuca (giant panda) is the source of this 3732-nucleotide messenger RNA. RefSeq names its product meiosis specific nuclear structural 1 (gene MNS1). Gene Ontology annotation, biological process: cilium organization. The transcript has 14 exons. Gene Ontology annotation, cellular component: motile cilium. The record is from RefSeq and is a predicted model, not a curated record. Bases 1284 to 2762 code for a protein of 492 amino acids. NCBI's taxonomy places the organism in Eukaryota, Metazoa, Chordata, Mammalia, Carnivora, Ursidae.
CUGUGGAGGAGACAGAGAAGGGCUCAGUUUUCAGGCACCUGCCAGUGACGCGUGAGAAAGAGGACGUGUGGCCUAAUUACCAAACAUGGAAUCCACUAAGGCACAAAUGAGCCUGAGGGACCUCAUGUGAGGCAGACCUGGGUCUUCAGCCUCUUGCCCUCACCUUAACUGGAAACUGGGUGAAAAACCCAUGAAGAGGAAUUCUGAAAGUGGCAUCUGGAUGAAAAGGGAGCCUCUUGGACAUUCCAGCAGCUGGAAGAGGAGUUUGGCGGCAAGUUUCAAACUAAAGUGGCCAGAAAGGAGAGACCGCACAUGGGAAGACUGGCUAGAACACCAUUAUCAUUUUCAACGCCUACACCAGAGCCACAAGAGAUCUUCCUUGGUUUUACAUGGUGAGAACUUGCUGGAGUUCCGGGAAACAAAACCCACGGAAGUGCUGGGGCCUCCCAACACUGCAGCCCCCAGUAGCUUCACCCACACUAGCCGCACUUAGUCUCCAGGAGUUCAUCAAAAUUACCAUUCAAGUAUUCCUCCUUUCUGGCCUCAGAGGCUUCUGCUCUAGCGUCUACCUGCCAAUAAAAUAAACCUGAUCACAUCCUGCCACCAUCUAUCUGCUCUCUCCUUGGUACCUGGACCAUGUAUUCCACAGCAGAAGAUCCAUGUGACCUAUACAUUUUACUACCAAAGCUGACUAACUGUUGGGGGUUGAGGUGAAGGCGGCUGCAAGCACACACUACCCAAAAAGCCUCCCAGUUACCCAGCUAGGGGGACGGUGACCCUGUUCCUACUGCUAAAGAUGAAGCCAGUCAUCAGCUCACGCAGAUCCUGGCGUUGAGGGCACAGGACGUUCUGAGUGGAAGGUGACGUUGGCCCCAUGGAGUUUGCGUAAUUCUAUGUAAACAGUUUCCACAGACCUCCCCUUGACUCCCGACCCCACCCAAAUCACAGAAUUCAGAGGCUCGAGGGAAAUCGUCAGCGCCCUAGAGGACUGCAAAGAGCUUGCGUCAAGAUACAGGUUCCAAACUUCCCGCCUGUCCCUUAGAGCUGGAGAAGCAGCCUCCCAGCAAGCCUCCCAAGAAGCUCAGUGCCGAUUGGCUCUUGCUGCGCCCAAUGAGAGGCCGCGCCCUGCGCCUGUGGGCCCUGCGCCUGUGGGCCCCGCACCCGCUAGAGCGGCGGCAGUUGCCAGGAAACCGCGUAAACAUCGGAGCCGUCGGCCCGCCACGGCUGUAGCAGCUGGAGGUGGUGCCGGCUGGAUCCCGAGAGGGGGAUUUUCCUCUGCCAAGAUGGCUUCUAAAAGGCGAACUCUGAGCUUUAGUGAAAGGCAUCAGAAACUAGUAGAUAGAAAUUACUGCAAACAACUGCAUGUCCAAUCAGUAAGAAAGAUACAAAAUCAAAUCAGGGACCAAAUGGUGCAGAAUGAAAACGAUGACCUCGUGGAGCGCAAGAGAUUCCUCAGAUUAUUACAGAAUGAACAAUUUGAGUUGGAUAUGGAAGAAGCCAUUCAAAAGGCAGAAGAAAACAAAAGAUUGAGGGAACUCCAGCUUGAACAAGAAGAAAAAUUGGCUGUGGAACUGGCAAAACUAAAACAUGAAAGUCUUAAGGAUGAAAAGAUGAGGCAACAAGUAAGAGAAAACAGUAUUGAGCUCAGAGAAUUGGAGAAGAAAUUAAAAGCAGCUUACAUGAAUAAAGAAAGGGCAGCUCAGAUUGCAGAGAAGGAUGCCAUUAAAUAUGAGCAAAUGAAACAUGACGCUGAAAUAGCUAAAACCAUGAUGGAAGAACACGAAAGAGCAGUAAAGGAAGAGAAUGCUGCAGAGGACAGACGGAAUAAAGUAAAAGCACAGUAUUAUCUCGACUUAGAGAAACAACUUGAAGAACAAGAAAAGAAAAAGCAGGAAGCGUAUGAGCAGUUACUAAAAGAGAAACUCAUGAUUGAUGAAAUUGUUAGGAAAAUCUAUGAAGAAGAUCAAUUGGAAAGACAACAAAAGUUAGAAAAAAUGAAUGUAACUCGAAGGUAUAUAGAAGAGUUUCAGAAAGAGCAGGCUCUCUGGAGAAAGAAGAAACGUGAAGAGAUGGAAGAAGAAAACAGAAAAAUCAUAGAAUUCGCCAACAUGCAGCAACAAAGAGAAGAAGAUCGGAUGGCAAAAGUUCAAGAAAAUGAGGAAAAAAGGCUACAGCUUCAGAACACGCUGACUCAGAAAUUGGAAGAAAUGCUGCGGCAACGUGAAGAUUUGGAACAAGUGAGACAAGAAUUAUACCAGGAAGAACAAGCCGAAAUACAUAAGAUGAAACUAAAAGAGGAAGCAGAAGAGAAACUGAGAAAGCAAAAGGAGUUGAGGCAAAAUUUUAUAGAACAAAUGGCCCUGAAGGAAUUAGUACUCCAGGCUGCAAAAGAAGAAGAAGAGACCUUUAGAAAGGCUAUGCUAGCUAAGCUUGCUGAGGAUGAUCGGAUAGAACUGAUGAAUGCUCAGAAACAAAGGAUGAAGCAACUAGAACACAGGAGAGCUGUGGAAAAACUCAUUGAAGAGCGUCGCAACCAGUUCCUUGCAGACAAACAACGUGAACUGGAAGAAUGGCAGUUGCAGCAAAGAAGACAAGGAUGUAUUAAUGCAAUUAUUGAAGAAGAAAGACUGAAACUUCUCAAAGAACAUGCUACAAAAUUACUAGGAUAUCUCCCUAAAGGAGUAUUUAAAAAAGAGGAUGAUAUCGAUAUGCUUGGUGAAGAGUUUAGGAAGGCAUAUCAGAAAAGGAGUGAAAUUUGUUAAGAGAAGUGACACCAUCGAGAUUUGGUAAAACCUGGACUGUUUUUACCACUAGAUGUCACUGUAACUUCUGUUUUACAGUUAAGUAAUACUCCGUAAUCUAUUUGGGUUUCCUAAAGGGUCUCCGUAAUUCAUAUUUUUUAGCUACAAAAUUGCUUUUAGUCAAACUUGUACUGAUAAAGUGAAGAUCUGAGUUCUACACCACAUCUCGACAGUCCAUAUAUAUAAAUACAUUAGAGGCCAAACCCAGGAGACGAACUUUGUACUCCUGCUGCUCAGAGCUUUCUCUGCAUCUCCAUUCAGACCAUAGUUCCAGCGGUAUUUGUGUUUUUGGAACUUAACUUCUGGGAUUUGGCCAGCCAAAAUAUCUUUCUUUGUACUAUAAGGAAAGAGAAUAGUUAAGAGCGAGGAAUUUCAAAGCGGUUUAUUGUCAUUAAAAACUUAGAAUUCCUGUCACAUAAACUUAUUUAUGAACUAGAACAGAAUCUCUAAAGUAUUUUACAUUAGAGGGCAAGUGGGUCACAAGAAAGAAUCAGCAGUUAAAUUCCUAUUUUACAAAAUAUUACUUUUCUAAUAAUUACAUUCAAUUUUGUAUCCCCUCAAUCUGAACAGGGAAUUCACUGGAAUUGCUUUGAUUUCAUUAUGAAAUAUCUUCAUUACUUAUAAAGAGUAAAAACAAAUCAUUAAAACUUUAGUUGAAUAAAAUGUAUAUGGGUCUCAUACAAAGUCUGUAUACUUUAAAGUAGAUCAUUUAUGAAUUUCCCCAUUCAAGUGCCUUCAUAAAUUCCUCUUCGGUGAAAGACAGCAUCUUGGCAGCUUCAAUAUGCAUCUGCGUUUGUAACAAAUCAAUAUGGUUUUAGUAUUAAGAGUAGCACAGAACAAUAGGAAAUCGAUUAUAAAUAUGCUAUCAAAUUAAUAAGCUCUGUUGGAAUGUGUACUCGAGUUCUAAUAAACAUGGUAUUUGAAAUAAUUA